GAGAGAGAGAGAGAGAGAGAGAGAGAGAGAGUUCUCCGCUCCACCGCGGUCCGAAUCUCCUGCAGCGAGUGAGGACGAACCCUGCAGAAUUUGUGAUGAAAUUCAAAAUGCUUAAAAAAGACAGGUCACUUUUAAAUUGAGGCGGCACGUGGCGUGGGGCGGGCGUGGGGGGGGGGACCUUAAAUACUGUGUCAACUUGUGCAAGUGCUUAGCUUGCAGUCUCUCCGCGGAGUGAGUGUUUCAACGCGCGCUCCUGACGUUUCUGAUGCCAACAACUUCUUUCCUCCGAGCGUCCGGCCGCAGCCAAUCGUCAUGUUGGAUAAGUUGGGGGCUCAGUGCGCCGGGGUCGUGGUCUCCAGCGCGGACCUGCAGCUCAAACUGACGGACAACAAGAGCAGCCUGGCCGCAGCGGGGAUGGGGAUGGAGACCGGCACAGGGAAGAGACUCAUAGAGAUAACUGGUCCGGCUUUAUCCAAAAGAAAACUUCUGAUCGGUUUGGAUCUCCUCUGCCUCUGCCUGGCUUCCAUCCCUUUCUUUGCGUGUGAGCUGAAAGCAAUGAGUCCAUACAGGAGGGGCUUCAUGUGCGGGGACCCCAGCAUCGCCUAUCCUUAUCUGCAACGAGAGGCCAUACCGGAUGAAUUGCUCAUCACGGGAGGCAUCAUCAUCACUGGCCUCACUAUUGCCCUCGGGGAGUGCUACCGAGUGCGCUUCAGAGGCGUCAGCUCCAAGGCCUUUGUGAGGAACCUGUACGUGUCCUGUCUGUACAAGGAGCUGGGCUGCUUCCUGUUCGGCUGCUGUGUCGGCCAAUCACUGACCAACAUGGCCAAGCUGAGUGUCGGGCGGCUGCGACCGCACUUCCUGUCUGUGUGCGGCGUCACCUACGCGACCCUUAACUGCACACCUGGAACCUACGUCGCAACAGUGACCUGCCGCCAGCUCGACCACCGGCUGGAGGAGGAGGCCAGGAAGUCCUUCUUCUCUGGUCACGCCUCCUUUGCGAUGUACACAAUGCUCUAUUUAGCCUUUUACCUUCAGGCUCGGUUGACGUGGCGCGGGGCCCGGCUGCUGAGGCCGGCCCUGCAGUUCUUCCUGCUCCUGCUGGCGGUCUACACGGGUCUGACCCGCAUCUCGGACCACAGGCACCACCCGUCCGACGUGCUGACGGGCUACAUACAGGGAGCCCUCACUGCUUAUUGGGUGGCCUUCCACAUCUCGCCCAUGUUUAAAAGCUCAAGUUCAGAUCUGUCUCCGACCGAGACCCCGGACAGCCCCUUGUCGCCGCACCACACCGUCUGCUAAACCCUCACGUCCACAAACCCCUUUGUGUUCAAACGGCUUGGGUUCACCUUGGAAAGACAAGGACUUUGAAGAAUGUGAGACUAUUUCCUGUAAAGUCAAACCCCGUACCUCAGUAUGUGGACAGUGUGAGACGGAGACUCAAGUGGCUCAGGUGACUCAAGCGGUGGAGGGACGGUGCUGCUAACAAUACAGGUUGCUUGGGGGAAAGCCUGUUCUUCUGUCCAUGCGACCUUAACUUCACAUUUGAUGCUUACCUGUGAGAUGAGACGACAGCAACCUCUACCACACUAUACCUGUGAAUAUAUAUGCCCAUCUUGUACAUUUUGAAUUAUACUGUAAAAGCACUUUUUUAGUAUUAUCACUAAUAAUUUUCUAUGUAGCAUGUAAUAUAUUUUAUACAAACAUUUGAUAUAAGUUGAACUGUAGGCUUUUUUUUUACAUAAACCCAGUGAAUGUAAUGGUGUUGAAGGAAAGCACAAUUAGCGAGAAAGCAACUCUUUUAAUGCGUGUUGUUUCAUUUAGAUGUGGUAUUUGUCCUUCUGUUUUCAUUCAGUGUGUUGCACAAUAAUGAGUCUGACUAGGUGGAUGUCUACACAAUAGAUAUAAUCUUGUUUGAAAUAUCUCUCAGACUUUUUCAUAAUGCCAGACUGUUGCUAUACUACUUAUCACUCCAAAGGCACACAGGUCAUUUAAAUAAAAAUGUCAUUUUUUAAAAUAA
Molecule: messenger RNA, 2017 nt
Organism: Gasterosteus aculeatus aculeatus (three-spined stickleback)
Lineage: Eukaryota; Metazoa; Chordata; Actinopteri; Perciformes; Gasterosteidae
Product: phospholipid phosphatase 3
Biological process (GO): phospholipid dephosphorylation; phospholipid metabolic process; signal transduction
Cellular component (GO): plasma membrane
Molecular function (GO): phosphatidate phosphatase activity
Source: RefSeq, a predicted model, not a curated record